Solanum dulcamara is the source of this 2245-nucleotide messenger RNA. Its product is annotated as pentatricopeptide repeat-containing protein At1g59720, chloroplastic/mitochondrial. Gene Ontology annotation, biological process: RNA modification. The record is from RefSeq and is a predicted model, not a curated record. Lineage: Eukaryota; Viridiplantae; Streptophyta; Magnoliopsida; Solanales; Solanaceae. Gene Ontology annotation, molecular function: protein binding; RNA binding; zinc ion binding. The coding region runs from base 96 to 1970 and encodes 624 amino acids. The transcript has 2 exons.
UACACCUUUAUAUAAGAUUGAUACAUUACGUAUAAUAUUUACGUAUAUUUGGAUAAUUUAAACAUUCACCCGUUAUAGAGGGAUAUGAGAAAAAGAUGAUUCUAGCAACUACACCACAAAGGCCAACUCCUCUAGUUUCCAUCAACACCAACACUAGUGAGCAUCGACGCCAUAUCCUCCAAAUCUUAACUCAAUGCACUUCCAUUUCUCAGCUCAAACAAGUACACGCCUAUACUCUUCGUACAAUCCCAUUAGACCACCCAGAUGCCCUUUUCCUCUACAGCAGAAUUAUCCAUUUUGCUUCCUUGAAUGAUCUUGAUUAUACUUUUAAAGUCUUUGGUAAUUUACAAAACCCCAAUUCCUUCAUAUGGAAUACUCUUAUUAGAGCUUGUGCUCAUAGUAAUGAUCGUAAAGGUGAAGCCUUUUUGCUUUUUCAUCGAAUGGUUAAGAGUGUUGAGCCUGAUAAACAUACGUUCCCAUUUGUGCUGAAGGGUUGUGCUUAUCUUUUUGCUCUUUAUGAAGGGAAACAAGCACAUGGGGUUGCUUUGAAACUUGGGUUUGAUUCAGAUGUGUAUGUGAAUAACAGUUUGGUUCAUUUUUAUUCGUCUUGUGGGUGUUUGAAGGAUGCGAGGAAGGUGUUUGAUAAAAUGCCUGAGAGAAGUUUGGUUUCUUGGAAUGUUAUGAUUGAUGCUCUGGUUCAAUCGAGUGAGUUUGAAAAUGCUUUGAGAAUGUUUUCGGAGAUGCAAAAGGUGUUUGAGCCUGAUGGGUAUACGAUGCAGAGUGUUCUUGAUGCUUGUGCUGGUUUGGGUGCGUUAUCUUUAGGGAUGUGGGGUCAUGCUUAUAUUUUGAGGAAGUAUGAGAGUUACUUGGAUUUUGAUUUGUUGGUGAACAAUUGUUUACUGAACAUGUAUUGUAAAUGUGGUUCGGUGGAUAUAGCUGUUCAGGUUUUUGAGAGGAUGAGCAGACGUGAUUUGAAUUCUUGGAAUGCAAUGAUACUUGGAUUUGCAAUUCAUGGCGAGGUUGAAGCAGCGUUUCGUUGUUUUGACCAAAUGGUUAAUAAAAGAGUAGUGCCUGACUCGAUCACAUUCGUUGGUAUCUUGAGUGCUUGUAAUCAUAGGGGCUUAGUUGAUGAGGGUCGUAGCUAUUUUGAUAAAAUGGUUUCCAAGUAUAAGAUUAGGCCUGUUUUAGAGCACUAUGGUUGUCUAGUUGACCUUCUGGCACGUGCGGGGUGUAUUGACAAAGCUCUUGAUGCUGUAUCAAACAUGCCAAUGAAACCUGAUGCAGCAAUAUGGAGGAGUCUUCUUGAUGGUUGCUGCAAGAAAAAUGCUGACAUAGAGUUCAGUGAAGAAAUGGCUAGGAAAGUAAUUGAAUCUGAAGGCAGUGACACUAGCGGUGUUUAUGUUCUUCUCUCAAGAGUAUAUGCAACAGCUAACCGAUGGGACGAAGCUGGAAUGAUUAGGAAAUUGAUGACCGAUAAGGGUAUUAGAAAAGAUCCGGGUUGUAGUUCCAUUGAAAUUAAUGGUGUUUUCCAUGAAUUUUUCGCUGGAGAUACUUCUCAUUUGCAUACUAGAGAAAUUUACGACUUUUUGGAUGUUAUAGAAAAAAGACUCAAAGCAGCAGGGUAUGUUCCUGACCUGUCACACGCAUCAACGGUUGAUGAACUUGAUAAUGGGAAGAGACAGUCGCUUAAACUGCAUAGUGAGAGACUUGCCAUUGCUUAUGGACUUCUGAAAAAACCAGGGAUUAUGGACAAGCUAACCAACACAAUACAAGAGGAGGUCCCAAUAUGUAUAUUAUUUGCUGAUGAUACAGUGUUAAAUGGCGAAACUAGCGAGGGUGUCAACCAAAAGUUUGAACUAGGGAGAAGCGCGUUACAGAGUAAGGAUUUUCGAAUAAGUAGAAAUAAGACUGAAUACAUGCAUUGCAGAUUUAGUCAGCAUGAGAUGAGAGUAGUUGAUAAGAGACUAUAGAUGAGAUUGCAGCAUCAAAAAGCAAACAAAUUUAGAUAUCUAGGCUUGUUGUUUAAGAGAAUGAGAUAAUAGAUGAAGAUGUUACUCAUAGGAUUAAAAUUGGAUGGUUGAAUGGAGAAGUGCUACCGAAAUGCUAUUUGAUAGAAGGAUAUCUGCCAAAAGAGUGGCCAAAUCAUGCGGGUAAAUGCCCAAAAAAUUUCAUACUAGCUACUUCCACUAUUGUCACCCUUAAGUAUUGCAUUAUUUGUGUGAGUUCGACCAUUUGAAGAAAAGAC